Oncorhynchus masou masou (cherry salmon) is the source of this 1552-nucleotide messenger RNA. Its product is annotated as artemin-like. Lineage: Eukaryota; Metazoa; Chordata; Actinopteri; Salmoniformes; Salmonidae. The record is from RefSeq and is a predicted model, not a curated record. Gene Ontology annotation, biological process: peripheral nervous system development. The transcript has 4 exons. The coding region runs from base 199 to 1056 and encodes 285 amino acids. Gene Ontology annotation, molecular function: glial cell-derived neurotrophic factor receptor binding; receptor tyrosine kinase binding; growth factor activity.
ACUGAAAGGAUUUGGUGGAGAGCAGAACAGAAAGGCUUGGCCGCAUAGAGGGAGGCGCCUUUAGUGCUCUCCUGAAACCAAAGCCUUUGAAGAUUUUUUUUUAAACUUCAAGCAAAGAGGACAUAACCUGAAAAGUUGGACGCAUGAGAAUUAUGUACCUUUAAAGGACAUCGUUGUGUGAAUUUUCACCGCCAAGCCAUGCUCCACAGCCGACCAGGGGCUUGCUGGGGAAAAGGGUCUGACCUCACUGGCGCGCACGCAGAUUGGACUAAAACGCAUUGGAUAGCAGGUGGGCCAAGAUGGAGGACGAGGAGGAGAGACAGACCAGGGGUGACCACCAGACCAUCAGCAGGUGCACCUUACCACCUGAGGAAUGUGAAGGUGCUGCUGUGGAUGGUUGUUUCUCUGCUGCCCCUGGUGGAGGGGGCCUGUAUGGGCACUGGUUUGGAGGCAGACUCUGUCCAGGCUGUGGGACUGGUGGGAGGGAUGGGGGAAAGGCAGCUCCCAGACACUCUACCUGAGGUGGAUGAGGAACAAGAGGAGAAGAGUGACCCGUACUCCCCCUGGCAUGGCCUCUAUGACCUCUCUGUGAUGGACGAAGUGGACGACCAACCUAGUGGCCGGUGGGGGAGACGUUCCCCUCGCAACUCCGACGCCGAACCAAAAGGCUCGGCCAAGAAAAAGAAGAGGAGGAAGAAGAAAGAGAGGGAUAUAAAGGGCAAAGGGAAGGGCCGGCAGCCCCAGCAGAGCAGCCCAGACUGCAGGGUGGAGAAACGAGAGAUGCGGGUGCGGGACUUGGGCCUGGGCUUCGACUCGGACGAGAUCGUCCUAUUCAAGUUUUGCGUGGGCUCCUGCCAGUCGUCCAGGACCAACUACGACCUGGCUCUAAGGGCCCUGAUGGAGGACGGGUCCCUGCCGCGGAGGACCUCCCGGCGAGUCAGCGCCCACCCCUGCUGCCGGCCUGACAGCUACGAGCCAGUGUCCUUCAUGGACGUCCACACCGCGUGGCAGACCAUCCAGUCGCUGUCGGCGGCCAGCUGCAUGUGUAUGGGCUGAGGGAGCCAGCCUGGAGGAGGGAGAAUAGGAGGGGGUGGCGACUGGCUGUCACUCACCCCUGCCUGAGAAUAUACAGAUGGUGGCUCGGCGUUGAGGCUGGGUCUAGGGAGAGCCUCUGUGUUCUGGAAGGGCAGAAGUUGUCGCUCCGAAACAUAUGUAGCGGGGCUGGUCCCCAGUACAAAGCAGAAUGGAGAUUCUGUAGUGUCUAUGAUGGUGGAGCGAGGCCACGCCUCUUCCCGUUGUCAAUUUCCUGUUGAGGAUAAGUGGAUUUGUUGGCAAUGGGAAACUGUCAUGAGUGAAUGGCAAGACGGUGACCACACAAUGGUGGGAUUUGAAUAUUCACAGCAGUUGGGAUAUGUAUAAGACUAACCUGGGGUACUGCUGAAAAUAUUGACUCAAAGGUCUCAAAGAGGACCACAUCUCAUUGCAUUUGACCACAGGUCGACAAGCUCAAAACCCUUUUGACAAUGUCAACAUACAGUAUGUUAAUUCCUUC